AUGGUGGUCUUGGUAUUCACUCCCCAGUCAGUGGAUAUUCCGCGACGUCCGGAAAGUUCAGUACAGUUUUGCGCUUCAGUCGGAAGCGGUCCUCACAGUGUCACUUUAGAAAAUCGACCAGUUAUUGUCCCUAAAAGUACCUUGUCGUCACCACCACUUUCGACCUCCUACGAUCGCUGGAUACCUUCCCCACGUACAUGUGGUGCUCGAUUCAACGGCUCCGGUUUUCUGGUGGUAUUUGGCCGUAAUGAACUUGCAAUGCGACGUGUACAAUCCAGCAGGGGCUCGUUUUUGGAUGAAGCGCUUUGGCUUUCAGCUGAAAGGAUUGGAAUAACAGUGAAAGGGGGCUGUUCAUCGAAGGUACAUUGCAAAUCCAUACCAAUAAUGGAUCCAUCAGAUGUGCAAUUUCUGAUAAAUGAGAGGCCUUUGUUUGGCUUAUCGGGUGAUGGGCAAGAAGCACCGGUUGGUGGUGCUACACCACGUUCUCUGGAGGACUACAAACAUGAGCAGCUCUUCUCACCGGAAGAGAUGCAAAUUCGCUUGCAAAACUUAUGCGCAUACGAGAAGUGUACUUCGCCUCUGUGCCAGUCAACGACCGGUACGCCUGUGCUUCCGACCGGCAUGACAUUGAUUCAUCAGAAGUUCGAUUCCAUAAACAGUCGAACAUCCUCACAACAAGCAAUGCGCGCCAGCAAC
Molecule: messenger RNA, 696 nt
Organism: Gongylonema pulchrum
Lineage: Eukaryota; Metazoa; Nematoda; Chromadorea; Rhabditida; Gongylonematidae
Source: the annotation of a GenBank genome assembly